Molecule: messenger RNA, 626 nt
Organism: Ipomoea nil (Japanese morning glory)
Lineage: Eukaryota; Viridiplantae; Streptophyta; Magnoliopsida; Solanales; Convolvulaceae
Product: ACT domain-containing protein ACR9-like
Exons: 2
Coding region: 1-528 (175 amino acids)
Source: RefSeq, a predicted model, not a curated record
AUGCUUCUCUUUUUAUACAUUAUCAGGUACUUAUUACACACAAAGCAACGACGUGAUGACACAUGUGAACAUCUAAGAAAAAUAUUAGGAGAGUAUUGCAUCAGUUGUGAGCUUCAGUUGGCAGGGCCUGAAUAUGAAGGUCAGCAGGCAUUCACUUCUCUUCCUCAACCAGUUGCUGAUGAAUUGUUUAAAUGUGAAUUGUCUGAGAAGGAGUCCUCAGAUGCAAGAAAAGUUAAGAGGGUCGUUGUCACAGUGGAUAAUUUUCUGAGCCCAACUCAUAUAUUGCUUCAAAUACAGUGCAUUGAUCAGAAGGGUCUCAUCUAUGACAUUUUGAGGACUUCAAAGGACUGUGACAUUCAGAUUGCAUUUGGAAGAAUCUCUUCUACUGCCAAGGGCUACCGGACUAUGGAUUUAUUCAUACAAUUGUUUGUUGGCUUGCCACCAUUAAAUAUGUCUAGAUUGAUUAAAAAAAUGCCUUCCUUUUGCUAUAUAUACGGGUGUUUUAUUGGUGAGACUAAAUUGUUCUAGAAUGAUAAAGGUAUUCCAUAAUAUUUUUUAUUUGAUGGGUUAGGUGUUUUGAUGAAUUAGAUUUAUUUUGACACCAUCAGCGGCGAACGCGAGACAGG